UAAUGCGCCGACAAUUCGUUCAAAUACCUCGCUUUUCCCUGGGCAUUCUGCCUGAAUCUCUUGGCCUACGAUUGCUACAAUUCUCAUACCUUCCACGAUCCGACCCUCGAACCCUCGCCCGGCAGCAGCCACAACUUGUAAGACAAAACCCAUAGUUCCCCAGACCAUAAAGAUGAGGACCGCCACCGCCUUCGCCGUCGCCGGCUUCCUCGCCGCUAGCGCUUCGGCGCAGGACUCGGCGACCACCUGCGCCACUGGCGUCCACCUCAUCGUGGCUCGCGGCAGCAACGAGCCCGCCGGGGUCGGUAGGAUCGGCUCCGUCGCUAAUGGCGUCGUGGCCGCCAUCCCGGGGUCGCAGAUUGAGGCCAUCAGCUACCCCGCGACCUUUGACAACUAUUCCACCUCGGUCGCGACUGGUACCGGGGCCAUGAAAAUCGCCUUGACGCAAUAUAGCUCGCGGUGUCCAGACUCCAAAAUCGCACUGCUGGGCUAUUCCCAGGGCGCGCACGUUGUAGGCGAUACCUUGUGUGGCAAUACGGAGGACAGGGACAUCGACAACAUGGACUUUGACUUCAACGUCACGACUCCUGUGGCGGCGUCUGUGGUAGACCACAGUGUCAUCGCCGCCAUUCUCUUCGGGGACCCAACACACGACACCUCGGCCUCUUGGAAUAGGGGCACCAGCACCCGAGACGGGCUCUUCCCCCGUGAGAACGUCACGGCGUGCGAGAGCUACGCUCCCAAGAUCGAGUCCUACUGCGACAUCGGAGACAUCUACUGCGAUCUCGGCAACGACACCACUGUCCACGGGUCCUACUUCAGCAAAUACACCAUCAACGCCGUUGAGUUCAUCGUCGCCCAGUUCAAUUCCACAAAGCCUUCAACCAACGGUACGUCGCCCACGACCACACCGAAGCCUGUACCGGCAUCUGGAUCCGCUCUCUCGGCCCCCGCCAUGCUUACGUCCCUGGUUGGUCUGUCGGUACUUGUGACUCACCUGCUGUGAGAGCUAUUGGUAUUAGUUAAUUUAUGAUUGAUGUGGAUAAUUCAGCACGGUUUCGCAAGCACAGCUGCGUAGAUUCCCAAUAGUGAAAGCCACGAUUCGAUACUAUGAAAUAUGCUAGGAUUGUCCACGUUUCGAGACCCUCAGGUGCCUAUCUUGCGUGGAACCACCACAAGCUCUGCGGA
This is a messenger RNA of Colletotrichum navitas, 1188 nucleotides long. Its product is annotated as cutinase. Lineage: Eukaryota; Fungi; Ascomycota; Sordariomycetes; Glomerellales; Glomerellaceae. Gene Ontology annotation, molecular function: hydrolase activity. Bases 173 to 1006 code for a protein of 277 amino acids. The transcript has 4 exons. The record is from RefSeq and is a predicted model, not a curated record.